GUUAUCUUUCAUUGAAAACUUUAAUCUCCUCUUCGUUGUGCAGAAACUCGGUAACUACUAGGCGGGGAUUUAACUUCAUAAAUUUCGAUACAAAUGGGAAUUUGUGAGAAAUUCGAUAAUUUCACUCCAGCGAAAACAAGACGUCGAAUCGGUGUUAUCGUUGGCAUUUUAGAUCUGUUCCUAUUCGGUGGAUAUCAUUAUGGCUUCAAUUCAUUAAUUGGAAUAUAUAAAUCCCUGGGAUUAUUCGCCUACAAUUGUACACAAUCUGGCUGCAUGUAUGACGAUAAUAAAUUCGGGAUUGCUUUUAAUGUCUGGUUGGUAACACAAAUGUGUUUAAUUACACUAGCUGGAUUAUUUAUGGAUAAAGUUGGCUUGAGAGCAUUAAAAUUAGUAGCAACUGUCAUGUAUGCAAUUGGAACAAUUAUGUUUGGAUUUACAACCGGUAGCACACAGGUGCUAUUCUACGCCGGAGGUAUAUUAGUCGCAUUGAGCAGUAUCUGUACACUGAUUUGUGAUCAUCAGAUUAGUUCAAUGUUUCCAGAGAAACGUGGUUUUUGUAUUUCACUGUUUUCUGGAGCAUUUGAUUCGAGUACAGUGAUUGCCUAUGCUAUCUCUGUGAAUCAUGUGCACUUUUCACUACAAUGGUCAUUUGUCAGUCUGGCUAUUGGGGCAUUGAUUUUUGGCACUUUUAUUGCCUUAUUUAUCCUGACAAUGAAAUCAGUGGAUAUGUCUAAAUUUGCUAGGAUAAAGGAGAAACAAUCAGUUUUACAAUCAAGGGAAUCCUGUUUAGAAGAAUCGUCAACAAUCGAUAUCUAUGCAGAAAUGUCGCAUGUUUUUGAUGAAGAAUUUUCAACAUUGAAAAAAACUGCCUCAUCAGCCUCUUACAUAUUAAUCAAUUUUUGGUUUAUCCUGGGAUUAUUUCGUUUCUGUGUAUUUUUAAGCCAGCUGCAUAAACAACUAACCUAUCUCUUCCCUGGAGAUGAAACACUCAUCAGCCAUCUAUUAGAAGUGUCCUCGGCAUUUUCAAUGUGUGGAUUUUUUGCUGCUCCACUCUCUGGUCUCAUUAUCGACGUAUUUCUACGCUUAUCACGUGAUGAAGUGACUAAUAUGCUGAUUAGAGAUCGUAAAAGUUUAACAAAUCAGAAAAUCUAUUACACGUAUAUAUCUGGUUUAAUUCCAGCUUUAACAUUGACAGCUGUAUUUUCACUUCUCUUAAGUAUCAUGAUGUUUAUACGUGACAAGAAUGCCAUUUAUGUGGCAUUUCUGUGUUUAGUGAUACUUAGAUCUUUGCUGUUCAGUUCAUUUGUUAGCUAUCUGCUGACAUGUUUCCCUAUACGUUAUUUUGGUACACUGAAUGGUAUAUCUAGUACAGUGGCUGGUCUAUUCAGCCUGUUACAACAUUUACUUUUGCAUGCAAGUGGUACAGUGGCUAAUUUUGUCUCACUGGCUGUAUCAAUUGGUUUAUUCAUUACACCAGUUAUAUUAUUCAAAUUGAAGCAUUGAUAUUUACAAGUAUACACGCAUAUAUGGAUCUAUAUAUAAUAUAUGUAAACAUAAAUGUAUUCCCACGAAGGAAAGCUUCGUGUGUGGAUUUCAUCCUAAUUUGACGAGAUUUCCUGUGUGUAUGUGUGUGCAAGUUAUGCUUGCCUAUUCAUCCAUAUUCUGUUUCAAUAAAUAAGAAACAU
Molecule: messenger RNA, 1685 nt
Organism: Trichobilharzia szidati
Lineage: Eukaryota; Metazoa; Platyhelminthes; Trematoda; Strigeidida; Schistosomatidae
Source: the annotation of a GenBank genome assembly